This is a messenger RNA of Aphanomyces astaci, 387 nucleotides long. RefSeq lists its product as hypothetical. Lineage: Eukaryota; Oomycota; Saprolegniomycetes; Saprolegniales; Verrucalvaceae. Bases 1 to 387 code for a protein of 128 amino acids. The record is from RefSeq and is a predicted model, not a curated record. The transcript has a single exon.
AUGACGGUACCCGUCGACGCCAACCUGAUUCCACUACUUCGACAAGCGUCAGCUCCAUUUUCGUACGUGGACUUCAGUGGUGUGUGGGACCUAGACAUCCUCCGGCAAUGCCUCCCUCCAUCGAAACCCAUCCAAGCCUUCCCAAAAGUGGACAUCUCGAGACCCGUGCACUGGUUCAAAGACCUGUCCACAUUAUGUUACGUCACUUCCACCUUCGGGGACGAUUUCUACGGUGGAUACGAGGAACCUGGAAGUUUCCUCCUCCAACUUGAGCACUUAACGUCACUCUGCCAUAUCGAGUUGAAGUGCAAAGCGGCACCCACAAACUUCGAGCACGAUACGCUCUUUGCCACGUUGGCCACUUGUCCCAUUGAAACGCUGAUCUAG